UGACAGGACAGACUCCGCUAAUGUGUCUCACACAUGCUGUAUCCUGUCAGGCGGAGGCUGUACAGGAAGAGGAGGAGAUAGACGGACGUGUGUAGCACAUAACAUGGUGCUCAGGUUGUAAUGGAUGCUGAGGGAGAAAUGCUGAAGAAGGAGGGGGGUCGCUGGGACGCGGGGUCUGCACAGCCAGCUGAGGACCGGACGCGGAAAGACAAACUGCUGCUAAUCAAAGGUGGAAUUUUUCUUGGUACAGUUGCAACUGCAGGAAUCCUUGCUGGUUUUGGUACAACAUUGUCACUUGCGAAGAAAAGGAGUCCAAGCUGGUUUAAUAAGGGAGCCACUGCAACAGCUGCCUUACCAGAAAGUGGUUCAUCGCUUGCACUAAGGGCUUUAGGAUGGGGCUCUCUAUAUGCCUGGUGUGGAGUUGGAUUAAUCAGUUUUGCUGUAUGGAAAGUGCUAGGAGUACACAGCUUCCAUAGACUGAAGGAUAGUGUUUGCAUUGUCACAAGCUCAAAGAAUUUAGAGAAAAAAUGCAGUCAAUAUUUCCAGCUGUGCCUAAAAGCAAAGAGCAAACAUCUGAUCCUAAGGCUUUCAGUUGGGAAGAUCUUCUGAAGUCUAAAUAAUGGAGCAUCAGACAUCUGGAAAAGGAUCAUUGAUUUAGGUUUGUCUGGAUGGCAGAUGAGCUUAGGCUAUUAGGAGGCUCCACAGAAUGCUCGCAAGUGAACAACCACGAUGGAUAAUAUCCUUUUAAGCUCCUGUAUAUUGUGUAUGCAGGUAACUAUAAAUGAACGUCCACUGCCUACUGCAAAAGAACAACAUGCAUUGCUAAAUUUCCAGAUCAACCUGAUGGACCUGCUAGUCAGUUGGGUCUACCGCCAGUGCCAUCACAAGUAUCAGCGUGGGCAUCAUUUUCAAGAAACAAGAUUUUGUUGAGUCAGUCACUGAACUUAUUCCAGCAUUGAUAAAAAAAAAAAAAAUUGUAUUUGUGAAAAUACUGCAACAGUUAUUUUUAUUCUUCUUUAAAUUAAUAAAAAUAUAUAAUUUC
Hyla sarda is the source of this 1042-nucleotide messenger RNA. RefSeq names its product transmembrane protein 242 (gene TMEM242). The record is from RefSeq and is a predicted model, not a curated record. The transcript has 5 exons. Bases 121 to 609 code for a protein of 162 amino acids. NCBI's taxonomy places the organism in Eukaryota, Metazoa, Chordata, Amphibia, Anura, Hylidae.